AUCCGUAUCGGUGGUCCACUACUGUUAGACACGGAAUAUUGAUAAUCAUAAGCUAGUUCUAGUACUUCCACAACCGUUGGAACCAUUUGAAAGGUCGUAUUAGAGUUUUUCAGAGGUAAUUCGAAAGACUACUUUGCAACCAAUCAUCGAAGCCUGAUGUAUGCGACAGUUGGUAAUUUGAUAUGAUUGUGUAAAUUAUCCUAUAUACUUUGUAUAGUGAGCCAUUUUGAACGAAAACAAUAAAAUGGAAAUAUAUCACGAAAUAAAGGUUUAAGAAUAAAUAACUGGUACAAUUAUGAAGCUUUUGAUUUGGUGAUUAUGAUGACACUCGGCAAUCCAAAAUUUAUCCAAUCAUUUCACGGAAAUCGAUCUAAUAUGAGCGUAAUAUCGAUAAAUAUUGAACACAUUUAGUAAAUUUCUACAUCAUAAUACAAGUGAAGCCCUUCAAAAUUCAUGGUUUAUACUUAUGAACGUUUUUGGUCGUCAUGACUAGAUUAUUUCAAGUAAACAUUCACUUUUAGUUGUUUCAAUGCUUUUGAAAAUGGAGAAUGAGCGCUCGAAUCUCUUGGCUAUCGUCAAACUUGUUGUACACGAUCUAAUUCAGCUUACAUUUGAUCAACAUCAGGUUUCUCUUGAUGAAAACAUUUUCUGGGGUGAAUCUAGGACUGUUCAUUGUGAAGAGGUUCUAAAUAUUGUCUGGCGGUUGCUUUCUGUUGUUGAGCACUGUCUCUGUCAUGGUUUACGUCGAGAUUACACAAUGCCUGACUCUUUUGACGACAACAAUGAAAGAACUUCAUCGAAAGGAUUAAUGAAGGAUGCGACAACUGUCGUCCGAAGAGCACGUAAUCAUGCCGUUUCCGCUGCAAAUAUUUUUAUGAAAAAUUCGUCACAUCCAAAUCCUUGGCCCGUAUUAUUAGAAGCAGAAAAAUUGUCAAAGACCACAGAUUCUAUAAGUAAAACUGUUGCUACGAUGACCGAAAUACGGACUGGACUAGGUCGCUCUCGCGUUUGGUUAAGGCACGCUUUAAUGAGAAAGCAACUAGGAGAGUUUUUUCAAGUCAUAAUAGAUUCCAUCGAUUCUUCCAAUUCAAAUGGGAGUUUUGAGAGUUCUCCAAAAGUCUGUGAAAGCAACGCAAUUCCUGUAACACAAAAUUCCAGUACAUUUGCUACAUUUUAUCACUCCGGUGCUUUGCUUUUAAAUAACGAAGGAGUUGUCGUAACCGGUUUGUUAGCAACUUUGAAGUCUAUAGACUUUUGCUUCAUACUGAAAGAUAAUCUGUCUUACAUGGAUAAACCGUUACACGUAGUACCGUACCACAUAUAUUUACAGGCUAACUUGAAUAGACUUGAAAAGUUAUAUUCAAAAGUAAAUUUAUGUCGUCCAGCAGAUUUAUCAUCUUCAAUCGACCAGAAGAAUUUUUUAGAAGAUUUAUGCAACGUACUGAAGAAACGAAUCGAUCGAGAAAAUACAAUAAAUCAAAGACUAAACAAUGAAAUUACACACCUUUCUAAGCAGAUGGAAUCCAUGAAACUUGAAAAUCGGAGUUUGUAUAUCACCGUAGCACAACUGAAAAAGGACCAAGUUGGUUUAAAUAACAUGCAUUCAGAAAAUAUGGAAGCAGUGAGUCGCAUAAAUCAAUUAGAGUCUGAAUUAAAAAAUUGCCAAAAGACAAAUGAAGAAAAUGCUGAACUUGUUGAAUCGAUUCGAAGUCAUUUAGAUGAAUCAAAUAAAAGAUGUAAUCAGUUAACUCGAUAUUUAUUCGAUUCCCAGUCGUCACUUGAACAUAAACAAACUAUAAUUAAACAAUUAGAAGCUAAGUGUAAAGGAAUGACAAAUAUGAUUGAACAGAUGAACGAGAGAAUAGCUAAGCUUACUAAUGAAAAGGUUUCACAGGAACGAGAUUUAUAUAAACUACGCGAAGAGUUGUCAAACGCAGACACAAAAUCUGUUGAGCAGUUAAAAGUGAUUGAAAAUCAAGCUAGUCAGAUCGAAAGAUUAAAAACUGAAUUGAAUGAGCAAACAAUCGAGUUGAAUAAUUCAAAGAUGGCUUCUGACCAGCUAGUUUUGUGUAAAUUAUCAUUAUUUCUAUUCAAUAAAUCCUACUUCAGUGAUGAUUUUUGGUGAUCAUUCAUUGUGUAAGUUAUGCUAAUGUCAGGAGAAAACUUCACUAAAAACAUGCGGUUUGUUUACUUUUUUUGCUUUUGUGUUCUAAACAAGUAUAUUACUUUCUUCUAAAAUUGAUGUGCAUGAAGUUAUAGUUUGAAGCUUGAUGGAUUGUGGACCUUUCAUGCCAUAAAGUCACCCGUAUUCAGCUUAGAUCCUGGCUCAAAUGUGCGUUUGAUUAAGUUGCUACACUACUUUAGCACAAGGAGAUGAAGUUAACACGUUAAAUAACUAAGGAAUGGAAGUGAUCGAUUCUGAGUCAUUCAAAGUCUCCAGCCACUAAUUCCAGUUACCGGGUAAACCCUAACCAGGCAUUUUGGACCUGCCAACAGGGUCCAGACAAACGAUUAUGGAUAAUGUCAUGUUUUAGUUUAGCUACUCCUACAUUUCUUCCAGCUUACUCCUACACCAGUUAACAUUACAAAUCGAGGUAAGUGGUGCUUAGUCAUGGGCAGCAUACGAAAAUUUACAGUCUCAUCAACCUGUUUGUUACCUUUACGUAGUACCUUUUGUGUAACUUCAACAUUACUCACUCUGUUUUUCAAUGAAAUGCCAGUAGUUCCUUGAAGACAUCUUUGAUCAUAUAUCCUUGGUUUAAUUAAGAGAACCUUCGUAACUACUAGGGUUGUUUUCCAAUAUUAGCAAAUUGAGGAUUUGCUUGAUUUACUUUUUUUUUCUCAAAGAACAGUAGUGGUUCUUAUCAUUCAUUAUUCAUUGUAGAUUUUGUUUUCCUUCUGCACACUAGUUGUUUCUUUCUCUUCCUACGUACAGAUUUUGAUGGCUUCUAAUCUAUCAAUGUUUUUCAAAUGAGAGAUCUGUAUGUAAUGACAAUAAAUUAUCAAUAUCAGUCUCAAAAAUUCAUCCUUUAUCAGUGGUCUUCCCAAAAGCUUUAUGGUAAUUUAGAGAUUUAUUCAGUCAGCUUGUUAAGUCAACUCAUCGGGCUUUAUCUUCAAGUUUAAUCUUAUCUGCAAAGCUUUUUUACUGACAGUGUCUCGUUAAGUGAAGACAUCCAGUUUUAAGAACUAUUAUAAUAUUUGUCUCAGUGCUUUCAUUUUUUUCGAAUUUAUUUAUCGUACAUUUCUUUUCAUAAGUAGUAUUUGUGUUUUUACCAAGACCUUUAGAUAUUUUUCAAUUUACUUGGAAGAAUGUUAAAAUUUGAAGAUAGAUGAACUGUGUGAUCUCAGUAGUUUGACACAUAACCUCUCAGUGUAUAGAUAAUUUGGGAGGUUAAUUUAAUUUACUUUGCAUCUAGUUUCGUCUUAAUUGAUUAAAAAUCUAUUUUAAUUUGUUUUCAUGUUCCACCCUCCUAUGGUAUUAUGUACUGUCACCUAAAUGAUGGCUUAAGUCAAUUUUCUUUUCAAACCACAAUAUUCUUUACUUUGCUGACACAGAAAGUCUGUAUUUAAAGAUCAAACAAAAGGAUAUUCUCAGAAUGGGUUUUGUGGAGAGUUUUAGAAAUUUCACAGGUUGGAAUCAUGAGUCAAUUGAAGCUAGACCACCACAGAAAACCUGGAAGCAUUGGAUGGCCGUUUCGUCCUAGUAUGGGACUCCUCAGCAGUGCGCAUCCACGAACCCGCCCCACACGGGAUUCGAACCCAGGACCUGCUGGCUUCGCGCGCGAGCACUUAGUCACUAGACCACUGAGACGGCAUCCGACGGUGUUAAUGUCUAACUUCAACCAAUCCACGAAGUUGCGCCACCGUACACCAUUGUCUUCAGUGAGUUGUUAUCUCACAACAGAUCCCGCGUGGUGCGGGGUCGUAGAUGCGCACUGCUGAGGAGUCCCAUACUAGGACGAAACGGCUGUCCAGUGCUUCCAGGUUUUCCAUGGUGGUCUAGCUUCAAUCGACUCAUGAUUUCAACCUGUGAAAAGAAUAUUCAUUCGAUGUAGAAUUUUCGCGAGAUGUUAGAUUUUAGUUUCUUUACUAUUUCAGUUCUAUUACUUAUAGACCGGUUCAUUUUAUUGCUACGGUCACUCCAAUUAAUAAUCACAACAUGGAUAUUUCAGUUUUAUGUCGAUUUUCGAAAUAUUAGUUUUCGCUUUCUACUUUUUACUGUGAAGUUCAUUAUUUUUCACUGAUAACUGUGGUCAAAGUUAUUUUACAGCAUUACAUCAUAUGAUCGUUCAUUAAUUUUUGCUUUCUAGGAAGUUGAGGAGUUAGACAAACAACUUAAAGUCUGGCGUAAACUGUGUGAAGAACAGGAGUAUAGUUUAUCCGAAAUGGCUGCGGUUGUGAAUUCGAGUAAGCUUGAAGCUGAAAGUUUGCGUGAGUCACAUAGUGCAUUCAGUGAUGCUCAAUGGGCAAAUGAUUCUGAAAAUCCAAACUGUUUUCUUUGUCAGAGUCUGUUCAAUGUUAGUCGUCGUCGGGUAUGUUGUUUCUGUAUGUAUAAUAAUUAGAAUUCCCAUUUAUUCGUAAGAAACAAUUAUUUCGAAUAUCUCUUCUUGUUGUGGGACCAAUGAUAGGAUAGUUACAUACUGAUUUACGGUACAAAUCAUAACGAUGAUGAGUUAUCAUUCUUGGAUUGCUUAGUAAAAAGAAAUCCAAAUGGAAUUCUGAACCUAUCCAUUUACCGAAAACCUACGCACUCAAAUCGUUAUAUUGACUUUCAUUCAGCACAUCCUUUUAAUGCUAAGAUCUCGCUAGCAUUAAAUCUUUUUAGGAGAGCUAACAAGAUCAUCACAUCAGAGGAAGACAAACAAAAGAAUGUAUUUAGCAUCUUACAAUUUAAUAAUUCUCCUAUGAAGAUUAUCAGCAGUAUAUUAAAACAAGACAGUUUAGUACGUUAUAAUAAUGAUUCGAAUGAAAUGCUAUGGAUUGGUACUGCAGUUCUACCAUACCGUCAUGGCACAACAGAAGAACUUCAAAGAAUCUUGAAACAACACAGAAUUAAAGUAUAUUACAAAACAACGAACACACUACGAAAUACUUUAGUUCGCCUAAAAGAAAAAAUCCGGUUCUUGUCCACAUAGAACCGCAUCUACAAAUUAGGUUGUAUCGAUUGUGAUGCCUUCUAUAUUGGAGAGUCAUCCCGCGAAAUCUUGACUAGAGCCAAAGAACAUAUUAGGUACACAAAGAAACCUCCUAACAAUCCUGUAGAAUUGGAUCAACUUCAGAUUAAAUCGGCGAUAACAGUUCAUGCCAUUUUCAACGACCACCAAAUUGAUUUUAAAAACAUCAAAAUAUUGCAAAAAGGCUUUUCCAACUACAAAGAAAGGAGGGUAGCUGAAGCGUUCCAUAUAAUGCUUAAUCCUACUUCUCUCAAUAGAAAGGAAGGCCUCACCAUACAUCCUACUUGGACCAUCUAUCCUAGCCAUUCAGUCUGAUCAUAUUUACAAUUCACACUACCAUAUUACAAAUUGAACUCUAUCCUUUCUCACAAGUUGAAAUCAUGAGCCAAUUGAAGCUAGACCACCAUGGAAAACCUAGAAGCACUGGACGGCCGUUUCGUCCUAGUAUGGGACUCCUCAGCAGUGCGCAUCCACGAACCCGCCCCCCGCGGGAUUCGAACCCAGGACCUGCUGGCUUCGCGCGCGAGCACUUAACCAUUAGGCCACUGAGCCGUCAUCCAGCGGAGUUCUAGUGAGAAGUAGUUACCAGUGGAGUUCAACCAGGUCUGUUGUGAGAUAGGAACUCACUGAAGACAAUGGUGUACGGUGGCGCAACUUCGUGGAUUGGUUGAAGUUAGACAUUAACACCACUGGAUGCCGGCUCAGUGGUAUAAUGGUUAAGUGCUCGUGCGCGAAGCCAAUAGGUCCUGGGUUCGAAUCUAUCCUUUCUCAUCAUAAAGGUCACACAAUUUUUCAUUCUUAAACAAUGUACACAUACAUACACACAAAUCUACAUACAUAUCACUUAUGAAUCACCUAGACAGAAAUGACAUGACAUUAACUUGUUCGGACCUGUUUUUGAUUGAUCAAAUAUUAUUCUUAUUGUUCCGUUGUACUAUUUAAACUUGGAUUAAUUUUACUUUGGUUAUUUAUUCUCUGAAGAAGUGACUUACACUAAGUCACGAAACGUCAGAUAAUGUAAUUUUCUACUCAUUGGGAUUUUACAAAUAUAUUAUUUAUAUAUGAUUUUUAAGGUAGAUUAAACCAGGUUUGAGUUUAUGAUUUUUGUGUCCAAUUUAAACAUUAAACCUGUUGAGUUUACACUUUGUAAUAAUUCCUUGUUGAUGUUGACAAUGCUGCUUUCGAUGUAUUGUCUAGUUGGCGUAGACAUGACAUUAAAUAAAACACUAGUGACCUAUGAUUCCUAACAACAGAUCAUGUAUCAUAAAUUUUAUUGACUGGAUUUAAUUAUUUGGUCACUAGAAUCGGUUAGAUUCACUUCUAAAUUUCAGUAUCGGGUUGUGAAGGUUGUUGAAUUUUGAUUGAGAUCAUGAAUGAACCAAUGUUAGACCACCUCUGAAAACCUGGAAACACUCGAUGGCUGUUUCGUCCUAGUAUGGGACUCCUCAGCGGUGCGCAUCUGCAAUCCCACGUGCGCGACCAUGAAUACGUAGUUCUGAGGAGUCCCAUACUUCUAAAUAUCUUCAUUGAUUCCAUCGUAAAUGGUUUGGACGACUUGGAAAAUCUGACCUUUUUAUCAUAUAACUAAAGAAUAUGUUUUUCCGAUUCUCGCCUUAUAUUUUCCAGUUUUUGACUACCUUUUAUUUUCAGAAAAUACAGUUUAAUUAUCCACUGUACAUAUUGUUCAACACGAAGAUAAUGUAAUGUACAAUCAGAUCUAACUCGGAUAGUAUCUGUUAUCAACUAUCAUGAAAUAACUUUAUCGUUUUUCUAUUAUAUGAAUUACAAGGUGUCAAUCUACCAUUUGUAUUUUCUCAAUGUCUUCCAAACAUUAUAACCCACCUAUGGGAUAAUAAAUCUCAAAUAGACUCGAAUAAAGUUCAACAUGAUAACAAGUUUAUUGUUCCAACGUAGAUUUACAAAUAAAUAACAUUAAAAUGUUCACUACUAAAUCGCUAAAGAUAAAUGAUUCAUAUACCUUGUUUUCUGACGAAAGAUCUAGUCAACGUUUAUAAAUAACCGAAAAAUCAUGACUAAUAAAGUGAAAUGGUAUAUCUAUCAAAACACACCAUUUAUACUCCUAGUGUAUAACACACUGAGAAUUCGUGUUGUUAGCAAAAAGCGAUCUAUUCAGUUAACUGGCUACCACGUGAGAAAGUUACAAUUUGUUCUCCCCACUGGUUUAGUUUUGAUUAUCUGAUUUCUGUCAUAAUUUUUUCGCAUCGUGCUCUUAAUAUGGCUUAGUAAUAUCAAACGAUUCUUGCUCUCCUCUCUCUUAUCCCUUCUAAAAUUGCAUUUCAGGAUUUAAUUAGUUCCAUUUUCUAUUUUCCUAGCACCACUGUCGAAAUUGCGGCCUGAUAUUUUGUCACGAAUGUUCAUCCAGAAAAAUGGCUUUACCAAGUUCUGCCAAACCUGUACGUGUCUGUGAUACAUGCCAUGGAUUACUUUUACAUCGCUAUAAUGCUAAAUAAACCAUAAUAAAUGGUUUUCUUUUGCAACAGUCGUAACAACACACUUUUCGGAUAAAUAAUUGAAAAACAUACUUUUUCAGGUCUGAGCAUAAUAAGCUAAUGUGAUACAUUAAACUAAUGACAUUUAUGUUCAUUAUGUUCUGUCGCAUUUUCGUUUCUGGUUCCAUCAUCAAUAUUUCUUUUAACACAUUUAUUUCUUGAUUUUUAAAUGUAAUUUCACUAAUGUAUGUAUUGUCGUAUAGCUCACUUCUAUGAAUUUUUUAAUUCUUUCAAAUAGAUGAAAUCGUAGUUAUUUUUUAUUGCUCCUAUGCUUCAGUAGUCUAUUAACCCGCCUUCGUCAUUUCACCAUUCAUUCUAUUUUGACGUGAAAUAAUUCUCGACUAUAGUUUUUCCUCUAGCACCAUAUUUGGAACAAAUUAAUGGUGGUCAGGUCCGUUUUCUUUUGUAGUAUGAUAAUUUAAGUUUCAAUUCCAAGACGCUCCCUCAAACACUUCUAAAACUGAAGGGUUUCUCACCAGAUCAUUCACACGUCAAUUGUCUUUGUAUAGGUUGAUAGUAGCAGGACCGGACAACAUUCCAGCAGGGGCACUAAAAGCAGACGUAGCGGCAACUGCAAGGAUACUCCACAUCCUCUUCAAUAAGAUUUGGGAUGAGGAACAAGUACCAAAAGACUGGAAAGAAGGACUCCUGAUCAAAAUACCGAAGAAAGGCGAUCUCAGCAAGUGUGAUAACUGCAGGGGCAUCACUCUUCUCUCAAUACCGUGAAAAGUCUUCAACAGGGUAUUGUUAAACAGGAUGAAGGACUGCGUAGACGCCCAACUUCGUGACCAACAGGCAGGAUUCCGUAAGGAUAGAUCGUGUACAGAC
This is a messenger RNA of Schistosoma haematobium, 8512 nucleotides long. RefSeq names its product RUN and FYVE domain-containing protein 1. The transcript has 10 exons. Gene Ontology annotation, molecular function: metal ion binding. Lineage: Eukaryota; Metazoa; Platyhelminthes; Trematoda; Strigeidida; Schistosomatidae. The record is from RefSeq and is a predicted model, not a curated record. The coding region runs from base 530 to 2125 and encodes 531 amino acids.